Molecule: messenger RNA, 1491 nt
Organism: Cyphellophora europaea CBS 101466
Lineage: Eukaryota; Fungi; Ascomycota; Eurotiomycetes; Chaetothyriales; Cyphellophoraceae
Product: centromere/microtubule-binding protein cbf5
Exons: 3
Coding region: 1-1491 (496 amino acids)
Biological process (GO): box H/ACA sno(s)RNA 3'-end processing; snRNA pseudouridine synthesis; mRNA pseudouridine synthesis
Cellular component (GO): box H/ACA snoRNP complex
Molecular function (GO): pseudouridine synthase activity; RNA binding
Source: RefSeq, a predicted model, not a curated record
AUGGGCGAAGUUGCGACCAAGGGCGAUUUUGCCAUCAAGCCCGAGAAUGUUACUCAAACCAUUUCGACCGAGGACUGGCCUCUGUUGCUGAAGAAUUAUGAAAAGCUCCUCGUUCGAACAGGGCACUUCACCCCAAUCCCCUGUGGGUGCACACCCUACAAGCGCGACCUCAAAUCCUACAUCUCCUCCGGCGUCAUCAACCUUGACAAACCCUCCAACCCUUCCAGUCACGAAGUAGUAGCAUGGGUCAAGCGUAUGCUCCGCGUCGAGAAGACCGGCCACAGUGGUACACUGGAUCCCAAGGUUACGGGAUGCCUUAUCGUCUGUAUUGAUAGGGCUACGAGGCUCGUCAAGUCACAACAAGGCGCCGGAAAAGAGUAUGUCUGCGUUAUCCGGUUCCACGACAAGCUGCCUGGCGGCGAAGCUCAGUUCGCUCGAGCUCUCGAGACCCUUAGCGGCGCGCUCUUCCAGCGUCCACCAUUGAUCUCAGCAGUCAAGCGUCAACUGCGUAUCCGGACGAUCUACGAGAGCAAGCUGUAUGAGUUCGACAACGACCGACAUUUGGGCGUUUUCUGGGUCAGCUGCGAAGCCGGCACUUACAUCCGAACCCUCUGUGUUCACUUGGGUCUGCUCCUUGGCGUGGGUGCUCACAUGCAGGAGCUGCGGAGAGUACGGUCCGGAGCCAAGGACGAAUCCGAGGGCAUGGUCACUCUCCACGAUGUUUUGGACGCUCAAUGGACGUAUGAUAACCAGCGUGAUGAAUCAUAUCUCCGCAAAGUCAUCUCGCCACUUGAGUCGCUGCUUACCACCUACAAGCGCAUAGUCGUCAAGGACAGCGCUGUCAACGCCAUUACAUAUGGUGCGAAGCUAAUGAUCCCUGGCCUGCUACGGUUUGAAGCAGGUAUUGAGGUGCACGAAGAAGUUGUCCUCAUGACCACGAAGGGCGAGGCUAUUGCUCUGGGCAUUGCUCAAAUGUCUACCGUUGAACUCUCCACAUGCGAUCACGGUGUUGUGGCCAAGGUCAAGCGCUGCAUCAUGGAGCGAGACCUCUAUCCCCGACGAUGGGGCAUGGGCCCUGUCGCUCUCGAGAAGAAAAAGAUGAAGUCUGAUGGCAAGCUUGACAAAUACGGCCGACCAAACGAGAAGACCCCGUCCACCUGGACCGCAGGGUAUACCGACUACAACGCUGCUGAUUCUGGCGAGGCCGGCACCUCUGGCGCCCCUCAGGCAGAGACCACCUCUAAAUCCGAUGUUCUAUCUGCCCCUCCCAUCGCACCCAAUGGUGACUCCGACGGUGAUCUUGAUAUGGCUGACACUGCCCCAACCCCCGUCAAGGCGGAAGCGAACGGCGAGGUGAAAGAUAAGAAGCGCAAAAAGCAUGAUGGUGAGACGGCCGAGGAGCGCGCCGAGCGCAAGAAGGCAAAGAAGGAGAAGAAAGAGAAGAAGGAGAAGCGAAAGAGCAAGUCUAAGGACGACAGCGACAGCGACUGA